This is a messenger RNA of Drosophila kikkawai, 1498 nucleotides long. Its product is annotated as peritrophin-48. Gene Ontology annotation, cellular component: extracellular region. The record is from RefSeq and is a predicted model, not a curated record. Lineage: Eukaryota; Metazoa; Arthropoda; Insecta; Diptera; Drosophilidae. Gene Ontology annotation, molecular function: chitin binding.
UCGGCAACCUUUCGUUGGCCAAUACAAGUUCCCGAGUUAUCCGUUAUUAACCAAUAGCAAUGACAGGAAAACUCCUUCUGGCAACGGUCCUGUGCCUGAUGGGCGGCAGCGCCCUGGGCGACCAGAUUCUCGAGGGCAACUACAACGUCACUGCUUUCUGCACCUCCGUUAAACCCGGAACCCAGCUGGGCAGCAUUACGUCCUGCAACUACUACUACGUCUGCUCGAGCACCGGACCCGUUCUCACCCAGUGCCAGAGCGGCUAUGCCUACGACUAUGCCAAGAGCACCUGUGCUCCGGAGGGCCAGGUGAGCUGCUUCUGGGGCGUUGAGAACCCGUGCGCCGGCCAGAACGGCACCUGGGUGCCCAACACCGCCGUCUGCGGUGGCUACUUCUGGUGCUUGAACGGCGCUAAGGCAGGAUCCGGCAAUUGCAAGACUAACCAGAAGUUUGAUUCGAGCUCAAGGCAGUGCGUCUGGGGUAGCUGCAACAGCAAUCUGGUCGAGAGCGAUGAGCCAAACCUAAGCAGCCUGUGCGAGGUGGUGCCACCCGGCGUCUACUUCGGCGAUACUGAGAACUGCAACAUGUGGAACUACUGCCUCAGCUCCAGCACUGGUGUCACCUUGAUGACCGGCACUUGCACGGCGAAUUCCAAGACUGCCUUCAACGUUAACACCGGAAAUUGCGACUACGUCUCCACGAGCGUUUGCAGCCGUGUGACCGACAACCCGCUGAGCCAAGUCGCCGGCAGUUGCACAACGUCUGGCGCCGUAAAGCCCGACGCCACUGUUUGCGGACAGUACUAUCAGUGCAAGAACCAACAGUGGGUCGGAGUGGCCUGCCCCACCAACUACUACUUCGAUCUGACCUCUAACCUCUGCCAGCCGCGCCAGACGGCAACUCCAGUUGCGGGCUGCAAUCGUUGCCAAUAUGCCGACACGAAGUGGGUGAACGCCGUCGAUGACAGUAACUGCGCCAACUACUAUUUCUGCAACAGCAACGGCAUUGGCAGCCCGGUCUCGUGCCCCACCUCCUACUACUUUAACGAGCAGAUCCAGGGUUGCGUCUCCGACGACACACUGUCCACCUACGCAUCCACCAACGGUGCCUGCAAGGGAGCCACCGCCGCUGAUAAUACUAGUACAACGGUUAAGGACGAUGACGCUGGCACUGGCGGCGACACUGGCACCGGUGGCGAUGAUGACACUGGUACCGGUGGCGAUGAUGACACUGGUACCGGUGGCGAUGAUGACACUGGUACCGGUGGCGAUGAUGACACUGGCACCGGUGACGAUGAUGACACUGGCACUGGCACCGAGGACGACGAUGCGGCUGGCAAAGCAAUUAAGCACUAAGCGAGGAGGCUGCUCCAGCAGGUACGGAAAUGGAACUCAACACAGGACAAUGUGCAAAGAAAAUAAUACCCUUAAAUCUAUAUAUUUUUACCAUGUAGUAUUCAGUUUAUAUAAAUCGCAAUAAAUCGAUGUUCGCAAGCAAA